GACGACACAAAAAGUAUAAAAAACCUUUUCAAUUAUAAAUACCAAACUUUAAUACGAGUUAUACCAAUCAACGACUUAUUGAAUUAACAAAGCUUUAAAAAAUUACUAUCCAGUGGAUUGCGCUAUCCGGCUUUCGUACAAUCGGCCCCUGACCAUCUAUGAUUCUGUGUUUACCAUGAUGAUCGACAACCCCGUUUCCAUGUAUGUACAAUUCCUGCAUUGCUUCUGACAAUAAUAUAUAUUAAUACAAUUUACCCACUAGACCAACGAAACAUCAUAUGCUGUUAAAGAUCUUGAACCAAAUACUGGUUAUAAAUUCCGAGUAAUCGCAAUGCAACUGAAUAAAUCGUCACCAUAUAGCAACUGGACUAAUGUUUUUAAUACAACAAGUAAGCAAGAAACUGACACUCUUUAAAGUCAGAACUAUCAAGUGGAAAAUAAAACUAAAAAAACACGGAUAGUCUAGGACCUUUAUAGAUGUUUGUAUGCGUUUCAUUUAGCACAGGUAAUCUCAACUGUUUUAAGGUAAAAUGACCAUGGCGAUCAACAUGGCAUAUGUGCCAAAAUCUGAAUCCGGGUCGAAAGUCCUGAAAAUGACCCCGCCCUGAAAGAGCAGUGCCGACAUAGCUCCAUCGUCCGAAAACAAAAAGCAAUGUCCUUUCUGAAGUGCUUAUAGUGUUCAGAAAGGUUGCUUUUAGGGGUGGUUAAUGGAAGGGAAAAUUUGUCUAAGUAUAAUAUUUUCCAAGAAAAUGACCAUGCACCACCCCAGGUAAAUUGCUAAUGAUGCAUAAAAUAAAUAAAAUGCGUGGCAGAAAUUAAAUGUUCUUAUUUCCUAAACAAAAUUAUCAUGCGAUGAAAAACAAUGCUUAAUUUAAUAUAAUUAUUGUGGAUUUCAUAAGGAUUGUCAUUGUUUUCUUUAAAUAUAAUACAUUUUAUUUCACUCACCCCCCACGAAAACACGAUUUCAGCCAUAUGUUGCCGCCUUGUUUGCUUUUUAUCGCCGAGUCUCGCAAAUAUCAUCCAGUUGUUGUACUUUUGCAUAGUGAUAAAUGGCUAAAGAAGAUUUCAGCCAAGUUUUAUGAAGUUUUGAAACAGUGCAGUGUAUUUAUCUUCGAUAUUGUGUCCCUCGAUAUUUCGUGAAAUUGCCGCCAUUUUAAUGGCUCGCUGCUUCUGUGCCCGAUUAAUGCCAUUUCUUCGUUUUCAUAUGUACUCAGAUUACAUUAUCCAAGAGUACUUUCGUGUACAAUAGUCCCAAUCGAAAAAUUGACAACAUUAUAGUUGCACUAGGAAGGAAAAAACAUCCCGUAUACCAUUUAUGUUCAAAAUAAAAACAAAUCAUUUGAAAAUCAUGCGCAAUCUUCGCGAAAACUUUUCGUGGUAACGUGACAGGGGGGGGGGGAUAUUUUCACGAAACGUUUGUUUGCCUCCACAGCAACCUAACUAAAUAUCUGGUAUUUAUUGUAUUUUUAUGGUUUAUGAUAAAAACAAUAAAUAUUUGCGUAGUUUUAUCAUAAAUCAUAACAAUACAAUAAAUACAAUACGUUUAGUUAGGUUGCGCGGUGGUAGCGAACAAGCGUUUCGCGAAAAUAUCCCCCCCCCCGUAUCAUGUGUCCACGAGAAGUUUUCGCGAAGAUUGAACGUGACUUUCAAAUGAUUUUUUUUUAUUUAGAACCUAAAUGGUAUACGGGCUGUUUUUCCCUUCCAAGUGCAACUAAUGUUGUCAAGUUUUCGAUUGAGACUAUUCUACAAUCAAGUACUCUUGGAUACUGUAAUCUAAAUUCAUGUGAAAACGAAGAAGUGGCAUUUAUCGGGCAGAGAAGCGGCGAGCUAUUAAAAUGGCGGCAAUUUGAAGAAAUAUCGAAGGACACAAUAUCGAAGAUAAAUUACACUGCCCUGUUUCAAAACUUCAUGAAACUUGGCUGAAGUCUUUUUUAGCCAUUUAUCAAUAUGUAAAAGUACAACAACUGGAUGAUAUUUGCGAGACUCGGCGAUAAAAAGCAAACAAGGCGGCAAAAUAUAGCCGAAAUCGUGUUUUCGUGGGAGUGAAAUAAAAUGUGUUAUAUUUAAAGAAAGCAAUGACAAUUCUUAUGAAAUUCACAAUAAUUAUAUUAAAUUAAGCAUACUUUUUCAUCCCAAGAUAUUUUUUUAGGAAAUAAGAACAUUUAAUUUCUGCAGGCAUAUUAGUUAUUUUAAGAAUAAUUAGCAAAUUACCUGGGGUGGUGCAUGGUCAUUUUCUUUUAAAAUAUUAUACUAAGACAAAUUUUUCCUUCCAUUAACCACCUCUAAAAGCAACCCUUGUAAACACUAUAAACACCUCAGAAAGGCUGUUUUUGGAAGUUAUAGCUAUGUCGACACUGCCGUUUCAGAGCGGGGUCAUUUUCUGGACUUAAUUUCUUCCCGGAUUCAGGUUUUGGCACACUUGCCAUGUUGACCACCAUGGUCAUUUUACCAUAAAACAGUUGAGAUUACCUGUGCUAAACGAAACGCAUACAAACAUCUAUACAGGUCCUAGACUGGGAGGAAAAACGAAAAAAGGCACAGUAUUGAUUAGAUUCAUCAAAAUGUAUUUUUACGCUAAACAAUCUGUUUUAUCAGACCCAACAAACGGAGUGUGCCAAGUAAGAAGUGCUUCUUAGAGCCAUAUAUCCAUUUCCUUUGUUAUGCUCUAGCUAGUCAAGUCCUAUAGGUAGUCAUAACUCGCGAGUUAUCAGGCAGAUGCGUUCGCCACUACGAUUGGCCAUUCUCUGUGUUAGUAUGCAUGCGCAAUGAUAAAAAUGCUAUCAAGUUACGAAUUAUAGUUGUUAGAAUUAAAUUUUAGAGACGUGCAAAAAACUUCCGUGUGGCGUAACAAAUAUUCGCUUGGAAUUGAAAACGCAGAAACCUUAUCAAAAGGACGAGGAAUUGAAAUCCAAAUUUCACUGGAAGCCUGCACUACGUACGUAUCAUAAAUGUGCUUGUUACAUAGAGUUGUGUUUCGCACAAUGGACUAUGGGGUCAUCUUUUGGAUUUUUAUAACGAUCAAAUACAAAGAAUGACGGCAUAUUUCACCGGCACUCUCCUAGUUUUCAAAACGUUGAUUAAAAACGAAUAAUAGAAAUUAGCUUAAACUGGACGCAGGUUGCCGUUGUGUUUUGCCAUAGAAAACGAUUAUUUUAAAAUGUUUAAACUUUUUGAAUAUAUUUGUACAAAAUGGCAAUGCACAGAUACAAGAGUAGUACUGUACUUUUAACUAUACAAAAAUCAAUUUACUAAAUAUACACUGUAGGAAUGUUAUUUUUCAUUUUGUGGGCUUUGAUUUUGUUUAAAAUGUAACCAGGAAGACUGCGCAAAAUGUUUUGAACCACGUUCAUGGGAAACUGAAUUUAAUUUUUUUUCACAAACUGUGUUAAUUAAGAUAAUCUCAAACGGACUUGGGCAGUUUAGUUAUAAUGACGAUAACAAGAAAUCUAAGGUUGAGAGAGAUACAACUGCCUGACAAAUACAAGUUGAACUUUAAAGUUUGGAGCGAAUUGAAGGCUCUUUGGUGAUUUUUCACCUAACCGGCGUCAAAUAAAGAUUAGAUUUAGGGGUUAGAUUAACGGUUAGGGUUAGGGCUAGGGUUAGGGCGUGCGGUUCAACAUUUGUCGGGAAAUUACUGUAUUGAUAAGUUAGGACGUGUUUAACAAUUUACUCAUAUAGUAAAUUCAAAGGUGCAUGAUGGAAAUUUUGGACAGCAAUUACAAACUCAAGGAAUCAAUAUAUAACAAAAACUUGAUACCACGAGCUGUUUUGCGAAAUUGACAGCAGUUUCAAUUCUGUUCAUUUUUUUAUACAUCCUGCAUGUACUUCAAAUUUUUCAUGUAGUUGUAUAUCUCUCAUUCCGCAGCUUUUUUGUGUGAAGAUGAAAUUGACUCAUUCUUAACCAAUCAGAAUUGAGUGCUUUUUAUAUGUAUAUAUAUUAAAAAUGGUAAGUUGACAUUUUACCCUGGAGCUGCUUUACAUUUUCAAGAUGUGCGAAAAUUUGCAGGCUGUGCAAAGGCUAGGACAGUUGCCAAUAUCAAUUAAAUUUACUCCCUUCCCUCAAACUGAAAUCGUAUCGUUUCCUAAUUUUGUUGUCUUGCACCAUAAACCUGCCAAAACUUUACUGGAAUAUUCGGUAUAUAUUACUCCAACGAUGACUUUAUAUUCUGCCAGUAAUAGCGAAAUUAUUUCAUUAAUAUCAAUUCUGUUUCGCAGUCUCCGAAACAAACAAGACGCAGCUGAAAUAUAUUACUCAAGAACUUUCUAGUCUGAACAGGAAUGGUAAUUGCUAUCCGGGAAAACACCCGACGGCAAAAAGUCAUACGGUAAGUGCGUGCUGUUUACUUCCUUCUUGAAUAAAAUCACUCUGAGGUUGUUAGGGCAGUUAUUUCACAGAGAGUUAUUUAGCACACUAAUUUAACUGCAGUGAUCCAGAAAACCGGAGUCGAUAUAGCACUUUUGAAUUGAGUGAGCCAUUUCUCAAACCAGAAUGUAGAUAAUAGACCCAUUUCAGUUAAAUUAACGUAAAAAUGUCCUCGAACGUCACACAAAGUGCACGCAAGGAAUAAUGUCACCAUUUAUUACAUGUAAAUUUUGCCACGGUUCAGCAGGUGCAAUCGGUCCAAACAAAAAUAUUUCGAAAUGUGACAUAUGUUCAAACUAUUUGACAGCUGUAUGAUUCCUGUCCCAGCGAUAACCAGAAUCUGGGAACACAUUAUUUUACCCGAGCCAACGGGGCAAAGCGCUGUUCUGCGCGCACUCCCGGACCGUUUGAGGGUACUAAUUGCGCUCGAACAUAGCCAUGCAAGUGCAAAGUCAUCCUCUUUUAUGACAUUGACGAUUUUCGAUGUAUCUUGCUGUAAACAGUUUAUUUUUUGCUAAUUUGAAUUUCGCGGAAAUUAGAUUUAUAAAGUAGAAAACUUUUUUUCGAUUUGAACUCAAAAAUGCUUUGAAGUCGUUCUUAAUUCAACAAGAUGUUUAUGUUCAAGCUGGUAUUUACAUGUAUAAUUGCAUUAUCACUAUUCAUUUGAUGCAAUAAAUCCAGCGCUUUAUGUUCAAUGUAAAGUAUGGCUAUAAUUAUCUUAUACCGAUGACACAUGUAGCUUAACGAAAAUCUUGUAACAAUUUGUGCCUGAAAAGCAAAUAUAUUUUGCUGUAUUUUGAAGCAAACUAUUUGUCGACAAAACAAAUGUAUGCUUUCUCCAAUAUCACUGUAAAGCCUCCAAACGUUAUACCUUAUUAGUUUGCAUUAAAUCGAAGUCUAUUAAUUUGAAAUAUCAAAUAACAUGAAACUAUAUUCUAGGUUUUGAAAAUUAAUUAUUUCAAUAUUUUCCUAUAACGUUCUUUGCAUGUUACCAUGGCAACAACUAUUGUUUUAUUCAUGAGAUGCUUCACGUGAAAGUCAUCAUAUUUCAUCAGCUUUGUUGGGAAAUGUGAGGGAGUUUCUGCAUGCAAGUAGUUCUAGUAUACAACAGAGAAGUUCAGAUUUUAUUCCACUAUCGCGCGCCACCGCUACCAUUAUACAGGUCGUUUACCGAUUAGAUGCGUUUGAUAUAUUCGAUUAUAUAACCAAUCAGAUGCGUAGGAAGGCAGUGAUAGGUAACGGUAGCGAAAGUGGAAGUCAAAUCUGAGCCUCUAUAUUAUGUCAGAAUCACCAUAGUAGAUUUUUAAUAGUCACACUAAUAAGCCAUUCAUUUGCUUUAUUUAUCAAUUAAAAACUAUAAAAAAUCAGUGGGUAGUGCAUCCUCUAAUCGUUCGCCGUCAUGAUAUUGCAUCACAGAUAAUUAUUAGAAAUACAUGCUCAUUCAGCAAUCCCUCGCCCUAUUUUUGGCAUAUCAGAAAAUCUAAAAUUUCAUUAUUGAAAACAUUGUGCCUCGGAAGCAUGUUUCUUUAGUAAUACGAAAAGAAAUGCUAAUAAAUUUUAUUAUUUCCAUGAUAUAAAUAUCAAAUAUAGCGCAAAAUAAAAAUGACUGCAAGUGCUUUAUAUAGUGCAGAAUCACCCAUUUUCAGAAUCCAUGCAUAAUAUGACAAGUAUUUUUAUCAUGUUUCGCUCGCUACUCUGGUUUAAAUAAAUGAUUACAAAGCCCAGAUUACAAAUAAAUGAUUACAAAGCCAAUGAUUACAAAUUACAAUUCGACUGGGCUUUGUAAUAAUUUAUUUAAACCAGAGUAGCGAGCGAAACAUGAUUGAUAUACCUGGUUGCAGUGAACGAACAAACUUUAUAAGUAUUUUUAUGUUAGUUGUGUCCAACAUCCAUGAUCCAUGUUCAAUAAUGAUUGAAGAAGUCUGGAUCCGCUGAGGUUUAAACAAUUCUCAAAUAAAGCUGCUGUCUAACGUCCAAAGUUAGUCCAUGACUUAAUGGAGGAUGGCUUUGCGAUGUUCUCAUAUAUACCAUGGUAAAACUGUGCAUGACAAAUUAAAUACCUCGUGUUGAGUCUCCGUAUUAACGAGCUCCCAGCAAGUUCGAAUUUGGUACAUAUUCCAAUUAGUUAUCCGUUUCGUAUUAGUAAAUACAGUAGUAUUCCUGCAGGUUGUAUAUAAAAAUCAUCACACUUUUGAAUGCGCAUAAUUGUGAUUGGGUUUAGAAUGUAUUCGCUAAAUUGGUUUUCAAGGAAAACUAAGGCUUUCUGUAUUAAAAAGAAAUUAAAGCGUUUUUCUCUUAGGCUAUAGCAUCUAACAGCUCUGAUGAAAAUCAAAAGUUAAACGUUUAUUACGAUUGUUGGUACGAAUUAAAGGUAUGUUCAUUUACCAUAAGCUGGGCUUAAUUUUCCGUCUUUCUCCACACGUUUGUACAUCAGAAUGUAUUUUACGUCAUCAUUGAAUAUUGGCAACGCGUAAAAGAAGCACGAUCACGUAUACUUUGAAAUACUCGGUCACGUACUCUUUGAAAAUAAGAAAAUAAACAUAUAGCCCACCUACGAAUCAUGGUUUUACAAUGAAAGGCGUUCUUUUAUCCGUAUUCUAGAAUGAUAAUUUGAAUUUUAUAGGUGGCAGCAGAGGAUGAUUACAUUUCGGCAACAAACGUUGCAGGAAAAAGAACCAGGAUAUUCUACGUACCAAGUAAGUUUAAACCUGACUUUCACUUGGCGUUAAUACUGUAUGUCGCCCACACCUGAUCAAAACAAUCGAAUUUCUCCCAAGGAAUGUAUCAUUUAAAGGUACGUAUUUUGGGGAUUUCGAAGAAUAGGUUAAAUUCUAUUUUUUUGCGAUUUGUUUUGGACAGAUUUUUAGGGAUUGCUAGGAAUUAUCGAUGGAUUUCAUGGGGAUUUUUGGAGAUUUUUAUUGCCAGGAAUUUAAGGAUUAUUUUUUUAUAAUAUUUUGCAGUGAUCAGCAUCGAUCAACAGUAUUUCGCUCACGAGUGAGCACAGCACACAAACUAAAUAGAAAUCGUAUUCAAACAAAUUAACCCGAAUGCAGUAAUUUGUUGACGAAAAUGAGUAUAGGCCGAAAUAACUUUCACUAAAGGCAAAUAAUUCAGAACAGAUUUCUUAUCACUCUUUCAGUUUUCAUCUUCUUGCUGGAAUUCCAGUCAAAUGGUUAUCUUUCGUACCAAAUUUUUGGUGUUUCUUGACAAUAAUACAUUUGCUUUCUCGACGGCAAGAGGCGAUAAAAUCUCCCUUUUCAAGCCGAGCGCCAUGUUAAUAACUGUACUUAUAAUGAUGUGGGAAAACCCGUACGGCGUGACGAAUACGACUUUUGUGUCAAUUCAAAUUUCAUUCAUGAUAUCAUCUUGAUAAAGAGUUUGAACUUUUGUAAACGUCGAAACAAUCAUAAGCAUACGCGUUAUGUGAAAGUUCUCUCUUUUGACACCAUAAUUUUCGCUAAAUUCAAUUUUUGUUCCGUGCUCAGAGUGAUAUUUUUACAUUGAACUAAAAAUAACUGGAACGAUACCUCCAAUAGGAUUGGCUUAUGAUUGGAUGAAGCCAAAUUUUGCAUCCAGCCGCGUGUGUUCUACCUCCAGAACGCGCGUUUGUGUUGCGAGACAUUCUCGCGAGAUCAUUUCGGCGAAGUUCAAAUUUUUUCGGGCGAAUGGAUCGAAUAUUGUCGUUUAUUUAGGGUUUUAAGAGCGGUUGUCUGUAAUAUUCAGGUAAACCGUGUAAAAUGAGGAAAUUCAAAAUCCUUCAAACUUUGUCAGAAUAUAGGCCUAUAUGAAGUAUUAAUGUUGUGAAAGUUUUAUUUCGAUCGGAUAAAUAUUGAAGGAGAGAGACGUCGAAAUUGGUUUUCCCAGGCCACUUUCGAUUUUUAGAGCUCAUUUUACGGCACUAUCAAAAUCGCUCUAUUUUUCACGUUAAUGGAAAUAUUUCACAAAACAUGAUUUCGUUUUAUAAAUUAGAGAUAUUUAUUGAUUAGCAGACAAAAUUUAGAGACGACAUUUCUGUAAAAAGUGAAUAUUGUACGGAUUUUCUUAAUGUUUUUUUAUUUUAGAGCCUCUUUAUUAUAUGCAGCGAAUAUCUCCAUUGUUACAUCGAUUCAGACAAAAAAUUCAUAACCAGAUCAAAGAAAUAUGUUUUCGCUUGCUAUUGAUCAAAUAAAAUUUUGGGGCAACUUAGAAUUCAAUUUUUUUCGUAACCCCCAUUUGACCGGAAUAACCGUAUGUUAAUAUAUAAACAGCGUCGAGUCAUGUAGUUCAAUAAAUAACCAAAGAGCUCGUCAAGAGCGUUUAUUUCUUCGAGUAAACAAGCCUAGGCCUAUAAAACUACCUUAACUAAAGCUUUACGAUUGGUUAGAACUUAGAAGCAUUAUGGUCUAAAUCACACUGUUUACAGUCGCUUAUUGUUCAGGUAAUGCCGAUAGGCCGGUGCCGCUGAUUUGGAAGAUUUGGUUUCAAUUAUAUUUUAUCAGGAAUAUGUCGCGAUAAGUAUAGCGAGUAUAUUUUCUCUCCACCUCGCAUAAACUCGUGUUCUCGUGUAAAUAGUGCACACGCUUUUUAUAAAAAAAACAUAGGCCAUUUGCAAGGUCAUACGAUGCAAACGUCGCAUAGUUUUGACGUUUUUUAGUCGUAUUUCCGGUUGGGUUAGCUCACGCGAUUGUUUGAACAAAAAUAUAGACUAGCCAUACCUUUCGCCAAAAAUAACUUCAGCCCCUUCAAACAUAUCGUCUUUGUAACAGUCUUGUUCGAAUCCCCAUCAAAAACGCUAUUUAGAGUGUUAUUUGCAAGCCUGUAUAUUCAAAUUUACAUCUUUUAUCACGGUAUUUCCAUUUCUUGUCAGGCUGUGAGCUCGAGGCUCGAAGUAAUUUGAUAGUAUACGAUCGCAUUUCACUUUUAAACUCCCAUAAAUCGCUACAAUAUUAAUAGUGACUAUAACUACCGUUCGGAAUUAGUUGAACUUUUAUUUCUGAAUCGAAUGGUGGUAUUUCUGUCUUCAUAGCAUGUACUGAACCGAAGAUAUGAAAUUUCUAGCCGUCAACCUCUCGAGGACGACCUCCCAAAGAGUUUUAAUUUAAUCAAUAUUAAAGCUGGAUUCUUUCACCGUGAUGUCAUGCCAAAAGGUGUCUUUUCUAUUUUUAGAAAAGAUCCCGGCUCUAUUGAUUUGUGAUUUGGUAAUAUUAAUUACAGUUGUAUAUUUGAUUAUUUUGUUAGUGCUCAAUAAGUUUGAAUUUGUUCUGAGAAAACAGUCAAACUUCAGACCAAACUUCUACGGCUUAUUUAGUAGUUUAAUUAACUGCCCAUCACUUUUAAAACAGCAAGAAGAUAAAGACAACGUGUACGGGUGAGUUAUCCAUGAAAUAAAUAGUUGGUUUACAAAAUGAAUUCCGUCUUUGUGGAUAAAAAUUAGUUAUAAAUAAUCUCUCCUGUAUGUGUUAAAUGUUACAUGCAUGUAUAGGGAUUUCCCCCAGUAUAUUCCUUCUCUUUUGUAUGGCUGUUUGUGAUUAUUCGUCUCUUGUCACUAAGUGGUCAUGUGGUGUCAGCAACUCUAAUCCAGCCGAUUCAGAAUGCGUUCUUCGAAUGAUUGUAAUAAAAGAAAUCAAGGCACACCUGAGGUCGCACGACGUUUGCUUGGAUUCCAGUUUGAGAACAGAGUCUUGUCUUCCACCUGCACGAGCCGAUUAGUUCAUUAUUUUCUAUCUGACAUAUACUUUUGUUCUGGAUGAUACAUUUACAACAGGCAGUACUCAGGCCAAAGAAAAGUCAAGAAAGGCAGGCCAACUUUCCCAGAGGGUGGCCCGGAAUGGUGGAAUUGUGCAACGUGUUAAAUAUUAAGGAAUAUUCUGAAAAUUGAGGUCGAAAAAAGUCUGAAAAGUAUUUUAGACCCCCCCCCACCCCCGUUAUCGCAAAAUUAAUUUAUAUAAUUAGACUAUUAUAUAACUAAAAAAUUCGGCCCCCUUCCUUUUACGGGCCCCCCUCAAAAUGUUUUCUGGUAAGCAAAAAUGUUACAGUAAAAUGUAAAGGGGGGGUGGGUGGGUGGGGCGACGUUUUUUUGAAAAAAAAGUUCCAAAAAUUAUUUUUGCGAUAAUGGGGGGUUCAAAAUACUUUUCACAUCUUUUUCUUCCUCAAUUUCAGAACACGUUGCGCAAUUCCAGCAUUCCGGGGCCCCCUCUGUGAAAGUUGGGCCCCCUUUCAAGUUGACUUUUUUGGCCUGAGAACUGCCUGAGUGUUCUAGAUGUAUCAUCCAGAAAUGGUUGGAUAAAUGUAAUUGAAAUUGGACCAAAAGUAUAUGUCAGAUAACGCGUAACCACAAACAGCCAUACAAAAGAGAAGAAAUAUACCGGGGGAAAUCCCUACAUGUAGCUUAACACAUGCAGGAGAGAUUAUUUAUAACUCAUUAAUUUUAUCCACCAAGACGGAAUUCAUUUUGUAAACCCACUAUUUAUUUCAUGGAUAACUCACACGUACACGUUGUCUUUAUCUUCUUGCUGUUUUAAAAGUGAUGGCCAGUUUUAAAACUACUAAAUAAGUAACAGUACGUAGAAGAUUGGUCCGAAGUUUGACCAAAGAUAUUGAGCAACAACAAAAUAAUCAAAUAUACAACUGUAAUAAGUAUUACCAAAUCAUAAAUCAACAGAGGGUCUUUUUUUUAAAUAGAAAAGACACCUUUUGGCAUGACAUCACGGUGAAAGAAUCCAACUUUAAUAUUAAUUAAAUUAAUUACUGUAAGUAAACGAAUUACAUGCAAUUUCGACGUAAACUGACCGAUGUUUUUGACAAAAAGCGCGUGCACUAUUUAUGUUCGAAAAGUUAUAAGCACGACGAGUCGUGAAAGAACACAUGUUUAUGGGAAGGGGAGAGAAAAUAUACUUGCUAUACUUAUCGCGGCAUAUCCCUGAUAAAAUAUAAUUAAAACCAAUUCCGCCAAAUCAGAGGCGCCGGCUAUGCAAUAUAUUAUUGGCAUUACCUGAACAAUAAGCGACUGUAAACAGUGUGAUUUAGACCUAAAUGCUUUCAUCCAAUCGUACUGCUUUAGCUAAGGUAGUUUUAUAGGCCUAGGCUUGUUUACUUGAAGAAAUAAACGCUUUUGACGAGCUCUUUUGGUUAUUUAUAGAACUACAUGACUCGACGUUGAUUACAUAACAUACGGUUAUUCCGAUCAAAUAAGGGUUACGAAAAAAAUCGUCAAAAAUUCAAUUCUAAGUUGCCCCAAAAUUUUAUUUGAUCAAUAGCAAGCAAAUACAUAUUUCUUUGACCUGUGUAUGAAUUUUUUGUCUGAAUCGAUGUAACAAGGGAGAUAUUCACUGCCUAAUAUGGCAUAUAAUAAAGAGGUUCAAAAAUUAAAAAAAAAACAUUAAGAAAAUCUGUAAAAUAUUCAGUUUUAACAGAAAUGUCUCUAAAUUUCGUCCGCUACUCAAUAAAUAACUCUAAUUUAUAAAACGAAAUCAUAUUUUGUGAAAUAUUCCCACUAUCGUGCAAAAUAGAGCGAUUUUGGUAGUGCCGUAAAAUGACCUCUAAAAACCUAAAGUGGCCUGGGAACACCGAUUUCGACAUCUCUCUCCUUCAAUAUUUAUCCGAUCGAAAUAAAACUUUCACAACAUUAAUACUUCAUAUAGGCCUACAUUCUGACAAAGUUUGAGAGAUUUUGAAUUUUUUCAUUCUACACGUCUUACCUGACUAUUACAGACAACCGCUCUUGAGCUAUAUUUUUGUAUUGAAAGUGUAUUUAAAACAUAUCUUGAACCCUACCGACUAAAAUUGCAAGGAAGAAAGUAACCGAUUGGAGACAACAAGUGCAUAUUUGAAUGACUGAAACGUUUAUAGAUGAAACUUGAGAGAGAUAAGUAUUUCCUUAUUUUAACGUAUUAAACAUAUAUAUAACAACUUCAUUGAUUGUUAAACAAGAUAAGUUUAUUUAGUCUGUAUCUAUCACUUUGUUUGCCUUCGCUGACCACUUUUUCUGUGUAUUUCUUGCCGAAUGUGAAUAAUCGCAACAUGAAAUUCUUUUCCGCGAAAAAAACCUUUAAUGUUUAUGUUUGUCAUUUUGUACAUUUAAAACUUAAUAAAUUAAUACCGUAAAAACAUAAUUAAACCGUGGAUGGUAGUUUGAUCUUGUUAGAAUACCUUUUUUCCUAACUUUCAGACGAAUAAAUUGGAAAACGAAUGAGCAAAAUAGGGAAUUUCACACAAAUACUUAUGAUUAGACCACGGCAAGCUCCACUCCUCGCUCAACAUUUUUUCUCAAAAAAGGAAAUUUAAUUACGAAUUCGAAUUCUACACAAAUAAAUUAAAAAUAUUUUACUCUAGAGUUCUGGAGGAUGUUUUUAUUGUAAAAAAAUGCUCUGGUGGGUGCAUUUUACGUCGUUUUAAGCGAUGAAUUAGUACAUUUUUUUACCCAGUUUAGAAAAUUUAAAAAUCGCGUUUUUCCGUUACGUGAAAAGACUGGGCAUGACAACAGUGGGCAUGCCUGGGCAUGGCUUCCCUUUUCCGGUUGGAGGUAUCGUUCCAGUUAUUUUUAGUUCAAUGUAUUUUUAUGACAUCCCUUAUUGUUUUUUUCUUUCAAACCAAUGUAGGCCUACACCAGUUUGUUCGGCCAAAACCAGCUCGCCCCAGGUUACCUUUGAAUCGAAAUAUAAUGAGUGCGCGCUCGUUCCACGGCCUAUAUAUAUAUAUAUAUAUAUAUAUAUAUAUAUAUAUAUAUAUAUAUAUAUAUAUAUAUAUAUAUAUAUAUAUAUAUAUAUAUAUAUAUAAGCUUCCUGGCUAAAAUGGAAAGAUUUUAGACGCCAAAGAGAAAAUGUCUUCCAAACUUCAGAAAUGUUUCUUGCUUCGCUGUAAAUAAUUAUGACUUUAUGUUUAUAAUGGUAAAUAAAUAACAUACGCCAAAACUAUUCAAGGUCUUGCAUGCUGUUCGUUGGACGUAAGCGUACGCGGGAAGGAAAAAUAAUAUGGAGUGGGUGCGGCGGAAAGAAAUUUGCCCGACUUUUUGCCAUUGUGCCAGCCCAAUUGUCCAAAUUCGUCUUCGUAUUUCAAUUAUUGCAUUUUAAUUAAUCAAUUCUCCGACACACAAUGUGUUAUAGUUUGAAAGUUCUAUCGCUGAAUCUGGUCUAGUCUCAUAUUUUAUAGUUUCAGUGCAUGAAGUCUAUUUAGAGCAGAUAACAACAACAAAUUAAAAUUUGAAAACUAAUUUACCUGCUACCGUAGUAGGAUCUGACAAGAAAGGAAUAUAGUUCCAGAAAAACUGUUAUUCAUUUUUCCAUUUGUUUUUUGGUUUCAUACUGCUGUAUUAACCUAUGGCUAAUCGUUUGCAUGGUCGUUUCAUUUCCUUAUCUAUAUAGAUGCUAUUGGACAAUCAAGAUCUUAGUAACUGGCAUAGUGCGUAAAAAAGUAAGAAUAGUAAUUAUAUGUCAUGUUUCCUAAUCUAAUUUCAGAAUGUAUACUCAUCAACGGUGGUGAAAUUUGUGGAUGCCCUUCAUGUAAGUAUAAAAUGUUUGAUAUAUUUUAUUGAAAUUAUAUAUUAUGUGUUCUUUGCUUAUAAUUAAUAUUUAGUAUAACACGGUGCCAUGCAGUACUAUUCAGUGAUUAUUUCAUGUAUUAUCUGCCCAUUUUUUGCAUGGUCGUAAAUAAUUGUUUUUCUUCAUGUAACAGUCAGUGCCG
Molecule: messenger RNA, 14020 nt
Organism: Paramuricea clavata
Lineage: Eukaryota; Metazoa; Cnidaria; Anthozoa; Malacalcyonacea; Plexauridae
Source: the annotation of a GenBank genome assembly